This is a messenger RNA of Chanos chanos (milkfish), 882 nucleotides long. It is a transcript of the gene star2, whose product is annotated as steroidogenic acute regulatory protein 2. Lineage: Eukaryota; Metazoa; Chordata; Actinopteri; Gonorynchiformes; Chanidae. The coding region runs from base 1 to 882 and encodes 293 amino acids. The transcript has 7 exons. Gene Ontology annotation, biological process: regulation of steroid biosynthetic process; steroid biosynthetic process; intracellular cholesterol transport. Gene Ontology annotation, cellular component: mitochondrion. The record is from RefSeq and is a predicted model, not a curated record. Gene Ontology annotation, molecular function: cholesterol binding; cholesterol transfer activity.
AUGCUGCCCGCAGUUGUCAAGCUGUGCUGUGGGAUCUCAUACCCACAUUUAAGAAGCAUGUCAGGGCUACAGCGCACAGCCAUAGCAGCUCUUGGCCAAGAGCUAGCACACAUGCAGAGGGGUGGAUGGUUUCCUCUGUCUGAAUGGACGAGUCACAUGAGAUGGCCACUAGGGAGAGACAGCAGCGACGCUGGACGAGGUGACCUUAGACCCAUUCAUCUGAGGGAGGAGGAGCUGUCCUACGUGAGGCAGGGCCAGGAUUCUCUGAAGACAGCUCUGGAAAUCGUGGAGGACAAAGAUGGAUGGAAAAUUGAAAUCUCUGAGGCCAAUGGAGAUCUCAUCUACAGUAAGGGGUUACCAGGGGCUCGAAAGGUCUUCCGACUGGAGGCUAUAUUGGACGCCACACCAGAGGAGCUUUAUGAAAUCUUGUUUGUGAAAGUGGAGGAGAUGCAUCAGUGGAACCCCAACAUCAGUCAAAUUAAGGUUCUGAAACAUGUGGGGACUGAAACCGUGGUUACGCACGAAAUCUCGGCAGAGACGGCAGGAAACCUGAUCGGACAGAGAGACUUCCUCAGCGUCAGGCACUCAUGCAAACGCGACUCGUGUAUUUAUUUAGGAGGGGCUGCCACUCAGCUUGAGUCCCUUCCUCCACAACAAGGAUUUGUAAGAGCACAAGACGGGCCAACCUGCAUUAUUCUUCAGUCUCUCUCAGAUAAAGAGAACUCAGGGAAGACUCAUUUCACAUGGCUCCUGAACAUGGAUGUCAAGGGUUGGCUGCCUAGGUCCAUUGUCAAUCAGGCGUUGCCAAGGGCACAGGUGGAAUUCACCAGGCACCUACGGAUGCGUCUCACAGCAGGGCCAGCCCAAGGUGGAGAGAGAUGA